AUGGACGCCCCCGACCGCUUCCGUCAGCCAGGCCUCCCCCAGUACCAAGGCUUGGGCCAGCAGCCCUACGGCGCCCAGCAGUCGCUGCCCACGCUGCCGCCCCUCCACAGCGCUGCCUCGUUCCCCUCGCUGUAUGGCGGCCACCACAGCAACCCCCAGACGCCCCAGCCGCCGCACACGCCCGUCACCUCUGCCUCCAACGGCAGCAGCACCAUGCCCCCGCUGCAGCACCCGCCGCUGAGGCCCAUCCAGCCCUCGCCCUCGUACAUGGGCGCCAUGUCCUCGGCCUACUCGCAGGCCCCGCUGCUGCCCACCGCCGCUGCCCACAACACACACCAGAUGGGCGGCCCAACACCUGGCCUGGGCAUGAACCACCCCUCGCUGUACCCUCACCCUCCCGUCCUGGCGAACCAGGAGCCUGAGCCGGUGCAUGUCGUCGGCCAGCAGGGCCGCCGCGGAGUCUUGCCCACACACCCUGGCCGGCCAGCUCCCGCCGCAGGAAAGGCGCCCACCACCGCGACAAAGAACGCCGACGGCAAGUAUGAGUGCCCGCACUGUAACAAAACGUACCUGCACCUGAAGCACCUGAAGCGCCAUCUUUUGCGACACACCGGCGAGCGACCCUACCAAUGCCACUUGUGCAAGGACACCUUCAGCCGAAGUGACAUCCUGAAGCGCCACUUCCAGAAGUGCUCCAUUCGCCGCGGUAACCCUACCGGUGCCAACCAUCUGCAGCAUGCGCAGCAGCACCUGCAGAAGAACCGUGCGCCCAACGGCACCGAGGCCACAUCGUACCUCAACCACAUCCAGGGCACUUCCAUGCCCUACGCUGAUGCAGGCUACUCCAUGGGCAUGCCGCAGAUGCCUGCCGUGGGUGCCAAUGGCUACGGCGGCGAUCUGCCCUCGAUUGCUGAUCAACACUCCAUGUCCGCCAGGACGUCGCGCUCCAACAGCUUGAUCAACCGCCCUGGCAGCGGGGUCGAGGAGAACAGGAGGAGCAUGUCCGCACUGGACACGUAUGGCCAGGCGCGAUUGAACUUCAACGACUAUCGUCCCAAUCCAAUGUCCAACCCUGUGUCGCACGACGCCAACUCGUUCGCAGCACAGCAGCAACAUCAGCAGCAGCAGCAGCAGCAGCAGCAGCAGCAGCAACAACAACAACAACAACAACAACAACAACAACAACAACAGCAGCAGCAGCAGCAGCAGCAGAACAAUGCGGUCACUGCGGACUCGACCAAUCACUUUAAUUACAACCACGCCGCUGUCAACAACGACUUGGCGCAGAACAACAUGCCUGUCAAGUCCGAGGGCGGCGACUCAACUCCCUACGGUGUCACCUCCAUGCCCAACGUCGACGGCCUUCCCAACGGCCAAGACAGCUCCAUGUGGCGGAACGGCGGCGCUUUCAACGGAGAAACACACUUCACGAAUGGAUCCAGUAUGGCAGGUGGCCCAAACCAACAUAAAGCGACUGGCGUUCUGACCGGUACCUUUUAGAACAACACAGAUGAUACACCAAAAUAUGAUACCAUGUUCACAGGCUUAUACUCGAAUCCCGGUUUCGUCGACUCGUCCCCAUUCAUUGAAAACUGGCCCCUCGUUUCCUCUGAUCCCCUGCAACAAAAGGCCGAGGCUCUACUCAACUUCUGCUUUCCCAACGCGUCACUGAUUGUUCCCGGAUCCAGCGAGGCUUAUUCCUUCGAGGCACUGAAAGGCAUUCUUACCCCCGACAACAUCAAUCAUCUGCUCCGGGAAUACAAGCACUUCCACGUCCACUGGCCGCUUAUUCACACCCCUACCUUCGAUCCGAUUGCUGCAAACGAAGGCCUUGUUCUCGCCAUAUGCUGCGUCGGUGCUGUCUACUCUGAGAGGAUGAACCCGAAGUCGGUGCGCUGGUUAAUGGGACUCGUUCGCGGUGCUGUGUUGCGUUCAAGUCAAAUUUACAAGUUGGUCCAAAACCAGCACCAGGUCUUGGACCCCAACAGGCACUGCCCGACAGACAUAGAAGAGUUUGAAGCUCUUGGUUUACUUCACAGUCUCUUCCUAUGGCAUGGCAGUCAAAAGCAACGGCAGCAAGGGCGUGAAGAGUUUUUCAUAUUGGCCAACAUUACCCGCCGCGCCGGACUUUUGCAGCCUCUUCCGCGCAGCAAUCCUGGAUUCAGCUCUCUGCAUCAACCCGGCCCUUUCACUGGCGAUGAAGUCAACACUUGGAAUUGGAGUUUGUGGGUGGAGAACGAGAAACGGUCUAGGGCCUCGGCGUACAUUUUCCUCAUCGAUGCAGCCAGCACCAUCUUCUUCAAUUCACAACCGCAGUUUGACGUCAACGAAAUCAAGGUUUCACUGCCGGCAGACGACGCAGCUUGGGAGGCUAAGACGGAGGAGGAAUGCGCAAGGGCACUCGGGUUGCGAGGAGAAGCGGCACAGGUUGCAAAUGCAUCAGGGAGCAGGCGCGCAAAGCAGCUCGGCAUGUCAGAAGCUCUGCAGGUUCUUUACAGAGGCACGCAUGCUCAAUUACCCGAACGGAGCACCAACGCGUUCGGCAAGUUUCGUAAGUGUCUUGGCUCAAUCCUCCAGCUGGUGCUAGACUAACGCUUCCACAGUCCUCGUCCAUGCGAUUCACGUCCAGAUAUUCAACAUUCAACGUCAACUUCUCAGACGCAUGUCUACAAGCGGCACUAGCACUCCUGACGGGCCAGCUACCCCGCCAAAUGGUGUCAGCGAGCAAGUCCAACAACUACUCCGGUCCACCGUUCAAGCUCUCGAGUUGUGGAAGACCUGUUGGGACGUCGAUUUGGCGAUACAGUACCCCCACGCACGCCCCCGCCUUGGCUUCUGCAGAGACGGCGUUCAUUUCUACUUCCUGGCUCGUCUCUUCCUGAGGAGCUCGAGGAGAGAAGAAUGGGCCGCGCCUGCAGACCUGCGUUGCAGACAUGUCUUCAAUCUUCUCAAGCAGAUCAGGACGCACAUCGCAACCGAUUCCAACCAGAAAGGCCUCGACUUCGGAUCCAUCACUACAGUCACGGACGACUACGGCAUCAACGACCUCACUCUCAACAUGAAAAACCUCUUCACACCUAUCCAGUCUGCUCAAUCCAACCAGAGCCCACCUCAACACCUUCCGCAAUAG
Ascochyta rabiei is the source of this 3130-nucleotide messenger RNA. RefSeq lists its product as uncharacterized. Gene Ontology annotation, cellular component: chromatin. Gene Ontology annotation, molecular function: zinc ion binding; RNA polymerase II cis-regulatory region sequence-specific DNA binding; DNA-binding transcription factor activity, RNA polymerase II-specific. The transcript is spliced from 2 exons. The record is from RefSeq and is a predicted model, not a curated record. Bases 1 to 1500 code for a protein of 499 amino acids. Lineage: Eukaryota; Fungi; Ascomycota; Dothideomycetes; Pleosporales; Didymellaceae. Gene Ontology annotation, biological process: regulation of transcription by RNA polymerase II; DNA-templated transcription.